UAUCGUUAUUUUUUUUUUAAAUGUAGCAAGCUAAUGGGCACCUACGUUUAGUGAUAUGUGGUUAACUCGACGCUUUGCUAAUUCCCAAGCCCGCUCGGUACUAAGCCUAUGCACGUAGUAUGGUGGAAGAAACAACGUACCAACUGGGUGUGUUUACAUCUGUUAACUACAAUAGAGCACUGCUAGCUGCUAGACUCCAGCGGCGUCACACGUCCAACAACCCCGCAGCUGAUAAGAGACACUGCCGGCUGUUUUCAUAAUAGGUGACUUAUUAUAGGUUAAAGAAAAGACAUCCCAGUCAGCCUCCGCUAAUUCUGCCAGCGGUCAUAGAAGUGGCUGUCCGAUGCCUAAUACGUCAGAAGGUCAAGGAGCAAACCUAUCUGGGCCAGCAGAACCGUCGGGGCUGCAAAGGCCCUCUGAUGGGGAGGAGGAACGCGGUCUGAUCAGCUCCCUUGCCCGGGACGCUGCGAGAGUCAGGAGGGCUUCGAGUGCAGAACUCCACCUGCCGUGGACCUGCCCGGUCACACACUCCCGUGAGAAGUUCUACACCGUCUGCUCCGAUUAUGCUCUUCUCAACCAGGCUGCCUCUGUGUACUGUCCCCCAAAUGCAGCCAGGGACAUUGUCCCGAAAAAGCAGGAUGAGGGGCUGUCCCCUGUGAAGCCCAAACACGCCGCUGACUUCAGCGCUGGCCAGUCUGGAGGGGCCCAUGUGGGAUCAGAUGGGGACUGUGACAUGGUGGAAGGGUCCUCUGGCCACACUAAACCUGUCUUGGCCUGGGAGAUUGAUACCACAGACUUCAACGCUGUGCUCACAAGAAAAAUAAGAACAAGCAAUGUGAAGAAGUGCAGCACCAAGAAGAUGAAGUCAUCAGACAGACCCAGCCGGAAUCUGCAGGACGUCCCACCUCACGCCUCGCUGGACGAGAUCAAAGAGAGAAAAGUGCUCGACCUCAGAAGAUGGUACUGCAUCAGUCGGCCACAGUACAAGACUUCAUGUGGAAUCUCUUCCCUGGUGUCCUGCUGGAACUUCUUGUACAGCACUCUGGGUGCAGGGAGUCUACCACCCAUCUCUCAGGAGGAGGCUCUGCAUAUUCUGGGUUUUCAGCCGCCUUUUGAAGAAAUCAAGUUUGGCCCUUUCACUGGCAAUGCUACACUCAUGCGGUGGUUCAGACAAAUCAAUGACAAUUUCCGGGUGCGAGGUUGCUCCUACAUUCUGUACAAACCACAUGGAAAAAACAAGACCGCAGGAGAGACCGCUGAAGGAGCGUUGAUGAAACUGACGCAAGGGCUGAACGACGAGUCUAUGGCCUACAUCUACCACUGCCAGAACCACUACUUCUGCCCGGUGGGCUUUGAAGCUACGCCACUCAAAGCAGCAAAGGCUUACAGGGGCCCUCUCCCCACAAACGAAAUGGAGCACUGGAUCCUUAUUGGCGAGCCCAGCAGGAAACACCCAGCUAUUCACUGUAAAAAAUGGCAGGACAUUGUGACGGACCUCAACACACAAAAUCCAGAAUACCUGGACAUUCGUCACACAGAGAGGGGGAUCCAGCGCCGCAAAACCAAAAAGGUGGGUGGCAACCUGCACUGCAUCAUGGCCUUCCAGAGGGUGAACUGGCAGAAGCUCGGCCCCUGGGCUCUGAACCUGGAGAACCUACGCCACGACUUCCACCACCACGGCACAGAGCGGGCGCACGGAAGCGUCGCUGAGGAAGCCGAGGAGAGAGCAGCAUCCAAGCGCCUGGCCUACCUGGGGCGCUCGCACAGUAUGGGCAGUCAGAAAGACAGCAGCUGGAAACGCCUGUCCAACACUACAGAGUACAGACAGAGGAGCUCCCCUGACAGCGACCUCGAAGAAGACAUCACAGACUGAAAAGGUUUAUUGGGACACAUG
This is a messenger RNA of Perca fluviatilis (European perch), 1894 nucleotides long. RefSeq names its product basic immunoglobulin-like variable motif-containing protein. The transcript is spliced from 10 exons. The coding region runs from base 344 to 1873 and encodes 509 amino acids. The record is from RefSeq and is a predicted model, not a curated record. Lineage: Eukaryota; Metazoa; Chordata; Actinopteri; Perciformes; Percidae. Gene Ontology annotation, cellular component: nucleus. Gene Ontology annotation, molecular function: DNA endonuclease activity; single-stranded DNA binding. Gene Ontology annotation, biological process: nucleotide-excision repair.